AUGCAAAUUUUACAUGAAUAUGAUGGCUCUUAUCAUGGACAAACUUGGUAUAACUUAAAGAACGGGUUCGGAAUCAUGAAAUGACAUAAUGGAAGCUCUUAUGAAGGUGAAUGAAGGUCAGGUAAUAUGGAUGGAUGAGGUUAGUUAAGUUUUAUAAGGCCAUAAACAGAUAGACAGUGAGCUUGCAUAUCUGGUGUAAACCCACCUAGCCUAAUUAUUAGCUCCCUAGGCUAGAGCCACCUCUUGGGGAUGCGCCGUUAGUCCCGAUAAGCAAUGACCAAAUUGGGAGGCAAAACCUAUCUAGCCCAUUUGGCAGGGACAUGAAAGCCUUCGGGAGAGAAAUAAAACUUCCCUCUUCGGUAGGCAUCUCCGGACCCAAAGGUCUAUUUCAAAAAGGAUAGAGGUCCUGCUUUCAGCUUCAUCAGAAUGGUUCCUUCAUGCUCCAUAGGAGUUCGCCUUGUAGCCCUAUUUCCUUCAAUAUCACCAUUUUAGUUCUAUGGACUGAUGAGAUUAAGAUCAAGAUUUUAGAGAGCCAUAAGCGGGAUCCUCACUAGCCGGUACCUUGCCUCCAGGAAAAGUGGCCUACGGUGGGUGCGUGUAAGGCCCAAAUGAAAUUUCCACCCUCUUGAAUUUUCUGGCGAAACCCACAUAGCCUAAGGAUCAACUCCCCUAGGUUAAAGCCAUCCUCUGUAGGGGCUGAGAUAGUCCCAAUAGACGAAAACUAUUGAGAGACAAACCUGUCUCACCUACCUGGCAGGGAUAGGAAAAUCUUCAGGAGAGAAACAAAACUUCCCUCUUUGGCAAGACUUCUCUAAGCUGAAGUCCUACUUCAAAAGGGGACAGAUAACCUGUUUUCAUUUUCAUCAGGAUGAGUCCGAGCUGUUCCAUAGGGAGCGAGCCUUGGAAACCAAUUUUCAUCAACGUCACCAUUUUAUUUCUAUGAACAGAUGAGGAAUUCUUAAAUUGCACCAAGGAGGUGAAUUUGCAGGAUGUUUCAAAGAAAAUAAAUUGCAUGGCUUUGGCAAAUGCGAUUUUCCAAAUGGAGACAGAUUUAUAGGCCAGUGAAAAGAAGGUCAUACUUUUGGCUAUGGAGUAAAUUAUAUUCAAGAGACUAAAAACUGAGAAUUAGGCUACUGAAGACAAGGGAAAUUGAUAAAAACAAUUAGAAAAGGCAAUGGGAAGCCAUAUCAGCUAGAGCUGAGUUUAGAGUCUAAAGAAACUGCUGGGGUUUGUAUAGAAAUGAAAGAAGGAAACAAGUAUAUUGGCGGGAUUUUAAACGGAAUGAGGCAUGGGGAUGGUGUUUUAUAUAUUGAUGAUGGAAGUCGGUUCGAAGGAAAAUGAGAAAAUAACUUGCCAAAUGGCAUUGGAAUCUUUUAUCAUGUAGAUGGUAAGUAUGACAUUGGAAACUAUGUCAAUGGACUAUUAAAUGGGUUCGGAAAAGCCAAUUUUGCAAAUGGAGACAUCUACAUUGGAAGCUUUUUAAAUGGAGCGAUGCAUGGGCAUGGCAAAUUCUACUCUGAGUCACAAGACCAAGAAAUAAUUGGCGAGUUUGAUAACAAUGAAUUAAUAGAAAUUUCAAAUUUAAUUUAA
Molecule: messenger RNA, 1590 nt
Organism: Blepharisma stoltei
Lineage: Eukaryota; Ciliophora; Heterotrichea; Heterotrichida; Blepharismidae
Source: the annotation of a GenBank genome assembly